UCUCUCUCUCUGUGUUUUAUAUCUCACUUGAAGCUUCUAAUUAACCUUCUCAUUUCUUGGUGAACUCUAGAAUUGAGAGUUUUAGGAUUUUUUUUAUCUACAUUUUAGUGACGACAAUAAAGUCUUGAUUGAGCACAAGGUGAAUUUGACUUCUCAAAUCUGAAAGAAAUGAAGCCGAAUAAUGCUCGAACAAAGAAAGUGACUGAGGGGCCACCGGGUUGGAUGGUGGAAUCAAGGCCUCGCACUAAUGAGAAAUAUCUAGGGAAAAUUGACUGGUUCUAUUAUGAGCCAGGGACAGGCAAACAAUACCGAUCACAUUCAAAAGCAUGGGCUCGUUAUUAUGAAACUCAACAACAAAUUGUUGUGUUUGUGCCAAAAGAGGAGGAGACGGCACACAAUCCAAAUAUGGAAUUUGCAAACAUGAAAGACAAAACUAGAAGAUUCAAUGUUGGCAAAAUGCCUGACUCAGUUACAUGGGUUUUAACUGAUACUGAAUAUAACAAAUGGACCACUUAUAUUGAGGAUGAAAUGGUCCUAGAAGAUGAGCAAAUAUUAUGGGCUGAAACCUUUGAAUUUGCAAUGGUAUAUAAACAUUGGCCUGAUAGUAAAGGUAUUGACAUGUGUCCACAGCCAUGAGUAUCGGACGGACUAUUCUUUGUUGUUUGCUUUUGAGCAUGUUAGCAUAGAUCUUUGGGUAAUAUGAUAUAUAUGUGCACCUUAUUUAUUUUGGACAUACUUCAUCGUAAACUAUUUUAUGAUUUGUAACUAAAUGUUGUA
Molecule: messenger RNA, 777 nt
Organism: Camellia sinensis
Lineage: Eukaryota; Viridiplantae; Streptophyta; Magnoliopsida; Ericales; Theaceae
Source: RefSeq, a predicted model, not a curated record